CUGGCCGCUGAUUGGCUGCUCUGCCAGGAAGUGAUGGCUGCGGUCAUGUGAUGUGAGGAUCGGUGUGGAGGAUGGAGGGUCUGGGGCUCCUGUCUAGGCUGCCUAUAGAGCAAUGUCCGGAGUUCCUUCACAAAGUUGUUGAUGGAAUUUGUGGCCGGUCAUAUCCUCGAUUUAAAGAUUAUGGCAACGUCUGGAACCUGAGAGAAUGGCUGCAAGUUUUAGAAGAUACAAAAGCAUUCAUUAAAGCCGUUGUUGGUAAAGAUGAACCUCAAGAGAAGCUGGAUAAUCAUCUAAAUGGACUAACUGCAGAGCAUCGAGGGGUAAUAAUAACAUGUAUAAAGGGCAGAAAACCUGAAAUAAGAGAUGCCCUCCUGCAGAAAGUUUGUGGCAUGUCCUCAUCAUACCUACAAGACUUUGAUUGGCAGCUCAAGCUUGCCAUGUCAAGUGAUAAGCUAUCCACAUUGCAAAUGCCACUUGUGAACCUGGACCUGGAUAUUGUCAAAAAUAGAACAAUGACACCGAUUUCCAUUGAGCUGAAUAAAGAGGAGCUGCAAAAUCUUAUCAAUUCUUUAGAGGCAGCUAAUAAGGUUGUCCUACAACUGAAGUAACUGAAGACCAUUUUCUUAUUCUUGAACAAUAUGGAUGUCCCUACCUAACAGCCUCAGAAAAUUAGGCAUAAGAUAUAAUUGUUUAUGUAAGGUGGCCACCAUGCUCAUGAUAUAUGUUGAGUUGUGCCAUAUGCUGCUGGUAAUGAAGUCAGUUGUUUAAAAAAAAAUGUGUUUUGGCACAGACUUUUGACUAGUUUUUGGUUUAACCAUUGGUGGUAUCAUUUCAUAGUAUUUUCUUGUUUAUAACCUAUGUAGCUAAUUUUAUACAUGGAAAAUUUAUAUUUUUUGUAUUCGGUUCAUAGCUUCAAUAACCUGUUCUAUUUUUUUUCAUACUGAAGUUUGUGUUUCAUGUGGUUUAAGUGCAAGAAAAUGUAAGUUUUAUAUUUGAAAUUGCAGCGUUUUUUUUUUGCCAGAAUCUCAUAAAAAUAUAAUAUGUCUUUAACAAAAAGGUAAAUUAUGUGAAAUUAUAAUCUGGAUAUUACUUUUACAGUUAUUUCAAGCUCUGGUAUUCAAGUAGGGUGCAAUAAAAUACAUUUUCAAUACACUGUAUUACA
Molecule: messenger RNA, 1162 nt
Organism: Rana temporaria (common frog)
Lineage: Eukaryota; Metazoa; Chordata; Amphibia; Anura; Ranidae
Gene: COMMD8
Product: COMM domain containing 8
Exons: 5
Coding region: 72-608 (178 amino acids)
Source: RefSeq, a predicted model, not a curated record